GCAUUUACGAAGCUUAACUCAGCAACCAGCCGAAAUGAUCUGUUUCAGAGGUGCCAAUCCAAAAAUUUUUCCCGUUCAAUAUCGUCUAGUGACAACAACCAGACCUUUUCUCACUUUCCGCAACCUUUGACUAUAUGACAUAAUAUCAUAUGACAUUCUCAUAUCAGGUUGGAGGCCAUCGCCACUCGGUUUCGAUGAGAAGCCUUUCGGGAAUUAGUACGACCCAGAGACGGCUUCGCAGCGCCAUGGCGGAGCCGGCACAGCCACCACCAAGCACCUUUGGAAAGCCCAUCGAUGACGGGACAACGGAGUCUCCAGAGGUGGAAGAACCUGCGAGUUCAAAGUAUCAGUUGAAUUCCUUCGAGGACUUCCGUCAGUACUGCAUCGACGCAAAUGUGGCUUUGGUGAGGCCCAAGUUUUUAGAAGAACUCUGCCGGGCCGGCGGAGUCUGGCCCCGACGGCAGGAAGCUGAGAAGAUGGAAGGAGCCUUGUACAAACCAGGGCCUGAUGACCAGUUCUCAUUCAUUGGGAUCUCGCAUUGCUGGGAGGCCCGCGAACAUCCUGAUCCCUUUGGAUUCCAGUUGAGAACCAUUGUUGAUGCCUUGCACUACUGGAAAGCUGCCAAUCCUGAGAAGUAUGAAGAUGGUGACACGUAUUUCUUCAUCGACUAUAUGUCCCUGCCGCAAUUCCUGAGGAAUGCGGAGGAGGAAAAAGACUUUCAAUUGGCCAUGCAACACAUGCACUUUUUCUAUGCCAACAGUGGUGCCGACUUUUGCAAGAGCGUUUGGCGCUUGGAGCGGCUCACACCUCGAAGCUUGAAGAGAUGGCAGCUCUGGCAAGGAAGAAGUAUAGCUGUUUACAGCCUUGCCGAAGGCAGAGUGGCAGAGGUACCUUUGAAGCGAUUGAAGUCCAUGGUGAAUGGCAAGUGCUGCAGCACUUGCGAUGACAAAUGUUGCAAUCUCCAUAUCAAUGAUGUGAUGUACCUGUGCCGUGGCUGGUGCCGAGCUGAGUUUGAAUGGGCUAAACCCAACACUGUAGAUAUCUCUCGCCAAGCCACGUUUCUUCGCUGCUGCUGGGCGACUUAUGAUGCGGAGUUUAUCCGCUUGUCCCUGCCCUGGACGCCUGAGGCGUUCCAGCAGCAACUCGCUAGCGAGCAGUUGAAAUUCACACAUCGAAGUGACAUGGGACCAGUGGUGAAGCUGCAAGAGCUUGUAUUUCAUCAAAAAGUCGCCACCAUGGAAGAAUUCCAAUGUAACUGGUUGAGAUUGUCAGAGGUCGAAGACUUGGUGAAGCUUUUGCCACGUUUGCAGGCCGUAGAGACGUUUGCUCUCAUGGCCGCCUACCUGUCGAGUCAACAACAGGUGCCCUUGGCAAAGGCCUUAGCUUUUCACCCCACGCUGCGCAAGGUCGAGAUCGCACACGUGCAACUGACGAUUCCAGCAGUGGAACUGUUAGUCUCGGCUCCUCGCUUACAUCGCUUAGAGAUGCUACGACUGGAUGCUUGUGGCCUAGGUGAUGCAGGUGCCAAGGUCGUCGCGGAUGCUUUCGUCAUUCACCCAGCGCUCACAGAACUGCACCUGGCCUUCAAUGGCAUUGGCAGCGCUGGGGCGGUGGCUUUAGCCCAUGCGCUUCCGGCCAUUCGCUGCUUGGAAGAACUGAAUGUGCGCUGGAAUCGCAUCCACUCGCUGGGUGCCGUGGCCUUGGCCAAUGCGGCGAACACGCUGAAACGCCUGGAUAUCCGAGACAACCCCAUUGGUGCUAAGGGCGCAAGAGCCUUGAGAUGCAGAUCCAUCGAUGUGGAAAGCGAAGUGCUUCAUUUCAAUGUAGACACAUCCUGGCUGGGCUUCUUCCGUUGCAUUCUGUGGCAACUCUUCAUGCGACUCUUCCUCAGCAUGGUGGUGCUUCCCAUGACAUGCUUCAGGUGGCGGCAAAGGAUGUUCCAUGUCAUGACGGCCAAAGACGGUUCCCGAGUUCGGCCCGCAGAGCCUUCGGAGAGUUCCGAGGAGGUCAUCCAGAGUGGUGAGGCCAAUGCGGCACACCGCUGUCAAAGUGACAAUGCCAGUGUGGCAACCAUUGACUGAAGAAAAUGGGUCCCACAUCGAACGAAAGUCCAGGUUUCAAUAGGUUUCAUCGCAAUUCAUAUCACUUCCUCACUGAUAGCCACGUGAGCCGCAGCCCAUGAGAAAAAAUUGUGUGAAGGCAGUGCGAGUGUGUUUCCAUUCGGGAUCAUUCAAGGGGAUCAUGGUGUUGUUUCUGUCAAACAUGUUGAUCUUCUUUCAGGCGAAACCUGUUUUGAGCUGGUGAUGUUGUGGAAGAAGCAGCCUGGGCGGACGACUAUGGCAGUCUGGUGUUUGGUUGGAAGACCCUGAAGAUCCCUGAAGACGUCAGCCAGCACAGUCUAAACAAGAGUUGGUCGCCUUCUUGCACAAGGCCUGCAAAUGCACAAGGUCCUCGCUGCAAUGCAUUCGGGGUCUUUUCCACCUGGGACCUGAGGGGCGACCGCCUCCAUCGGCGACCACGCUGACUCCGGCCUGCCGAGAGCGAAGUGAGAGCGAAGACAGUGAGAGCGACUCCCCGGGUUGGUUGGUUCAUGUUUCCAAAGCCUUGCAGAGGGACACUUCAG
Messenger RNA from Durusdinium trenchii, 2623 nucleotides. NCBI's taxonomy places the organism in Eukaryota, Dinophyceae, Suessiales, Symbiodiniaceae. The record is from the annotation of a GenBank genome assembly.